GUCUGGAUGUGUUGGAUUUUACAUAUGUGGGGACUUCAACAUUGGCAAAGCCUAUUUCAGAGGAAGUAAUGAAUUAAUCUCUCUUUUUCUUGCAUGAUCUCACAAUGACACUUUGAGAGGUAUACAAAAAGAAUAAAAUAAACCUUUAAUAAAGCAGCCAGUAAUAAAACCAUCUACUCUAAAACAACAUACAAAAAAUGGGGAUUAAAUAAAUAAAAUUUUAUUUAUUUGCCAUUCAAUUUGUCAUGUCUAUUGAUUGAUAAAUUAUAACUCUAGAAAGUUAUCCUGCUAAUGGGGAUUCAUUGAAUUGCUACUGAACUCUUUCAGAUUAACCAGAAUGAAUUGGCAGCAAGUAGCUCCUGGAGUCAUCCUUUUACUAGUCAAACUCACAGGGACAUCUCUAUUUUUUGUUUUUUUUCCACAGAUCUUUCCCAAGGGGAACAUCACUUCUAUCUCUACAGAAAAUUCUUCAGUGUGGCCCCCUUCUCCUGAACAGACCUCUUCCUUCUCUCCUUUGUAUCCUGCUACAGUCAGAACUCCUUUGAAGCAACCAAGGUGGGAACGAUUCAGAGGGCAUGAUUACUUGUUUUCUGAAGAGAAAAAUACGUGGCAGAUCAGCCAACUUGAGUGUGAAGACUGGACAUCAAAGCUUUUGAUCAUUGAUGACACAAAAGAACUGGAAUUUAUUAUUAACAAAACAGCAAUGGCUAAUUACUUCAUUGGACUCACAUAUUCAGAACCAAUAAAAAAAUGGAAGUGGAUUGAUCACAAAGACCACAACAUGAUCCUCUUUCCAAUUAAAGCAACAAUGGAUAAAGAAUGUGCUGCUAUCUUGGCAGGAAAUGUGAGUCCAGUAUCGUGUAAUGAUGAAUACAACUGGAUUUGUGAGAAGACCUAUAGUUAAGUGAUUGAAAGAAACCUCUGCAGGGCUGCCUAGGAGUGAAGACUGAGUAAACAGCAAACCUUAUUGAUUAAUAAAAGUU
Molecule: messenger RNA, 983 nt
Organism: Thamnophis sirtalis
Lineage: Eukaryota; Metazoa; Chordata; Lepidosauria; Squamata; Natricidae
Product: C-type lectin domain family 5 member A
Source: RefSeq, a predicted model, not a curated record